This is a messenger RNA of Prunus avium (sweet cherry), 1534 nucleotides long. RefSeq names its product elongator complex protein 4. Lineage: Eukaryota; Viridiplantae; Streptophyta; Magnoliopsida; Rosales; Rosaceae. The record is from RefSeq and is a predicted model, not a curated record. Gene Ontology annotation, biological process: tRNA wobble uridine modification. Gene Ontology annotation, cellular component: elongator holoenzyme complex; cytoplasm; transcription elongation factor complex.
CCUGCCUGUGUCGAGAGGCGAGGUCUUUUGGGCGUUUCAGACGGUAACCAAAAAAGAAGAAGGAAGAAGGAAGAGAACCCACCAGCAAUCGCCGUCGCAACCAGCGCCGUCGCACCCCUUCGCCGUCGCACCCGUCGCCGUCGUCAUCUCAGAUUCAUUUGGUUGGCUGCAGCUCAAGCUGCAGGCAUCUAUUAUUCAGGACAGAGCUGCAAUCUUCACUCCCCUGUUAUUUGGAUGCUCUGAUUGAGAGUGGUAGAGAGCAAUUCUGCAGCCAUGUCUGCGACCAAGACUCGGACAAGUAGCUUCUCCCGCAACUUUGCAUCUGCAAACUCAUCUCAAAUCCCCGGACUCAAGCAUGGCCCUAAUGGCACAACGUUUAUUUCAUCUGGGAUACCAGACCUUGAUAAGAUUUUAGGUGGUGGGUUUUCUCUAGGAAGCCUAGUCAUGGUGAUGGAAGAUGCGGAAGCACCUCAUCAUAUGCUCUUGCUUAGGAAUUUUAUGUCUCAAGGACUCGUUCACAAUCAACCCCUUCUCUAUGCAAGCCCAUCUAAGGACCCAAGACAAUUUCUUGGUACUUUGCCUAGUCCAGCAGUACCCAAAGAUGAUAAGUCUAGUCAUCGAGAUCCUGACCAGGAGAAAGGAUUGAGGAUAGCUUGGCAAUAUAAGAAGUAUUUUGGUGAAAAUCAGCACAGUUUUGAUAGUCAAGGUGGAAAACAUGAGUUCUGCAAUGAAUUUGACUUGCGGAAGCCCUUGGAGAGGCAAUUUCUAAGUGGCAAGCAUAUAGAUUGCGUUAGCAUUCAAGAUUCUCCAAAUCUUGUUACCCUUAAUGACCGUUGUGCCACAUUUUUAUCUCAAUUUCCAAGAAGUGAUGGAAGCAUUUCUUCUGUUGGUCGUAUUGCCAUUCAAUCGUUCUGUGCUCCACAGUGUGAAUUUUCUAACAUGGAAUGGGACAUGCUUUCCUUUGUUAGAUCUCUAAAAGGCAUGGUUAGAUCUUCAAAUGCAGUUGCUGUUGUGACAUUUCCACCUAAUCUUCUUUCGCCAUCCUCCUGUAAAAGAUGGCAGCACAUGGCGGACACCUUGCUGUCGGUCAAAGCAAUUCCAGACGAGGACAAGGAAUUGGAAAAACUCCUUACUGGUUACCAGGACAUGGUUGGCCUUCUGAAUGUGCAGAAAGUAGCACGUCUUAAUACACAGGUUCCUGUGAUUCUUGAGGCAACAACCUUGUCAAUAAAGUUGAAAAAGCGGAGGUUUAUGGUUUUAGAAUGUCUAAACCAAGCCCCUAUUGAUGGCUCAAGCGGGAGUUCAUAUGGCACUACCGGGAGUUGUUCUGUGUCCUCAAAAAGUGGGACUCUUGAUUUUUAGCUCCCAACUUCGUAUUCAUUUUAGAAAUGUCAUUGAUAAGAAAUUCAGUUUGUUAAAAGUAGAAUAUAAGAAUCAGCCAUCAACCAUGAUUGCUAAAAAUUCCAAAGAGCCAGGAGUUUCAUGCAGGGCUGCUCUUGUGUAUUCUCAGCAAUUUAGGCCUUUCUUUUUCCUU